CCGGAGUUAUUAAACGUGCUAGGAAUUUUUAUUUAAAAACAUUUAAACUGUAAAGAAAUAGAAAAGAAAACAAUCUUUGGUGUGAAGUGUAAAAAAAAUUUGCGAUGAAAGUCAACAGGAAUUUGUUGAUGGUUGCAGCGGUCAAGGUCAAAAACAUGCGUCUCCAUAAAUGGAUGUGGAGUGUGAUGGGAGUCGCGUAUGAAACGCAUGUUAAGUUUAAAGAAUUGGCAAUGAAAACAGAUGAAAAUGGACGGACGAUGCUGCAACUAGCGGUAAUGCACAAUAAACUUGAAAUAAUUCAGUGGAUUUGGAAGAAACUCGACAAGGAAGUUUUUAAUAUUAAGGAAUUGAGAAAUUUCUUUACAAAAAUUGACUUGACUGGCAAGAAUAUUCUUCAUUUAGCGGCUGAGCAUUGCAAAGAUCCAAAAAUCCACGACUGGCUAUGGGAAAUGGCAAGUCAGAAAUUCGGAAAAGAGACAUUAAAGGAACUGACUGAUCGCGUUGAUAAAGACGAACGAAAUUUCUUCCAUCUUGCAGCAAUUUUUAACUCAAAUGCAGUUUUUACUGAGCUUUAUACUUUAGCAAAGAAGCAUCUUGGUGCAGUUGAUAUGAGGAAGCUGUUAAGGAAGAAGGAACUUGUGUAUGAUGAGAAUGUCUUCGAUGUUGCUAAGCAACAUGCAAAGGACUCGAAUAUUCAUCAGUGGCUGAAGACGAAAAGACAUAAAUAUUUUUAAAGGAUGUACUUUUAUUGUUAUUUUGUACUGUUUGGUGAUCAAAUGAGAAGGGUUUUGAGAAAAAUGACAAGUGACACAGUCAAACAUUCAACAGUCAAACAUGUUGUUAGUGCUUGUGAUUAUAUGUAUAACCAGUCAGCAUGUGUGAUUGACUUACAAAAGCUGUUUAAAAACAGCACUCCGUAUUAACAACCCUUUUGUGAAUCUUACCCAGUUAAAUGUAGAGACAAUACUGAAUUCAAAGUAAUUUGCAAAGAGAACAUAUCAAAGCAAAAGACAGAAAAUGAGGUUAAUGAACUCAAAUGCAGUUUUGACUUGUGAUUAAAUCAGCGAAACCUGAUCGGCAUAUCAUGUAACGGAACUGAUAAAUCAGGUCAUUAUUAUUUUUGAUCAGACCGAUGUCUUUGAUCUUAUGUUUUGCACUUCCCUACGAGAAUUUUCGAAGGUUUUGUAUCUCAAUGGGCGUAGUCAGGAACUCAUUUCUGUGUGGUCAAACUGUCAGUUUGUAGGAAUUUUCAGUCAUUUGCUUGGAAGUUUUAAAGAAAUUAAUCCUAAACUUCCCAAAUAGCUCCUCUGCCGAAAAAUAUAAUCUGCCUAUCUCGAAUAGGUUAAGUCGGCUAAUUGAUCAUAAAUCCGGCAUCAAGCUGGUACAAAAAAACAUGGUACUAAACUCAAUUUAAAUCUGGUACUUUUCCAGAAUCACACCUGCUUGGUACCGGAUUUCUGAUUGAUUAAUCAACUUUUGCUAUACCCGAAUAGUCUCUUCGUCUCUUCUUUUUUCCAUUUAAUUGUCCGAUCAAUAGUUUAUCAACAAAGAAUAGAGUAACCAACUCCUGCAACUCCUUACGUAGCACAAACAUUCAAUUAUCAGCCAUUUUUCUCAUUUGAUCACCAGCAGUUCCACUAUCAUCAAUUAUUGUUAAACUCUUGUGUCAUAAUGUCAUUUUAACCAUAUUUAGUAAUUUAAAGAUGCUAAUAAUAAAAUAUUAUGUUAAUAUUUGCUAAGUC
Chironomus riparius is the source of this 1742-nucleotide messenger RNA. The record is from the annotation of a GenBank genome assembly. NCBI's taxonomy places the organism in Eukaryota, Metazoa, Arthropoda, Insecta, Diptera, Chironomidae.